Messenger RNA from Microcebus murinus (gray mouse lemur), 2588 nucleotides. It is a transcript of the gene FOXJ1, whose product is annotated as forkhead box J1. The record is from RefSeq and is a predicted model, not a curated record. NCBI's taxonomy places the organism in Eukaryota, Metazoa, Chordata, Mammalia, Primates, Cheirogaleidae. Gene Ontology annotation, biological process: regulation of transcription by RNA polymerase II. Gene Ontology annotation, molecular function: DNA-binding transcription factor activity, RNA polymerase II-specific; RNA polymerase II cis-regulatory region sequence-specific DNA binding. Gene Ontology annotation, cellular component: nucleus.
AAGCCUUUGGAGCGGCUACUUAAUGCCGGUCCCGGGGCCGCGGGCGCUCAGAGAAGCGCCGUCGGGCGGGGGGGCGACGAGGGGCGCUAGCGGGGGCCCUCGAGCUGGGGGCAGAGAGCUGCGGGGGGUGGGAGGAACUUCUUCCAGAACCUUCCUCGGGCUCGGGCUGCUCUCUGAGCCAGGCACCACAUACGCAUUUGGAGGAGGCGACCUCGGGGUCGCGAGAUGGAAACGCACGUCCAGGAGGCUGCGUAACUGGAGCUGCGGGAGUCGGCGGCCCGGAGAGCACGGCAGGCCACCCCCGGCGCAGCCCGUGGAUGGUGCCCGCCCCCUCGGAGAGUCCCCGCAGACAUGGCGGAGAGCUGGCUGCGCCUCUCGGGAGCAGGGCCGGCGGAGGAGGCCGGGCCGGAGGGCGGCCUGGAGGAGCCCGACGCCCUGGAUGACAGCCUGACCAGCCUGCAGUGGCUGCAGGAAUUCUCCAUUCUCAACGCCAAGGCCCCCGCCCUGCCUCCGGGGGGCACCGACCCGCACGGCUACCACCAGGUGCCAGGCUCCGUGGCGCCCGGGUCCCCCCUGGCGGCCGACCCCGCCUGCCUGGGGCAGCCGCACACGCCAGGCAAGCCCACGUCGUCGUGCACGUCGCGGAGCGCGCCCCCGGGGCUGCGGGCCCCGCCCCCCGACGACGUGGACUACGCCACCAACCCGCACGUGAAGCCUCCCUACUCGUAUGCCACGCUCAUCUGCAUGGCCAUGCAGGCCAGCAAGGCCACCAAGAUCACCCUGUCGGCCAUCUACAAGUGGAUCACGGACAACUUCUGCUACUUCCGCCAUGCGGAUCCCACCUGGCAGAAUUCCAUCCGCCACAACCUGUCCCUGAACAAGUGCUUCAUCAAAGUGCCUCGGGAGAAGGACGAGCCGGGCAAGGGGGGCUUCUGGCGCAUUGACCCCCAGUACGCUGAGCGGCUGCUGAGCGGGGCCUUCAAGAAGCGGGGGCUGCCCCCGGUCCACAUCCACCCGGCCUUCGCCCGCCAGGCCGCCCAGGAGCCGAGCGUUGCCCCUUGGGCCCGGCCGCUGACGGUGAACACCGAGGCCCAGCAGCUGCUGCGGGAGUUUGAGGAGGCCACUGGGGAGGCGGGCUGGGCCGCGGGCGAGGGCAGGCUGGGGCAUAAGCGCAAACAGCCGCUGCCCAAGCGGGUGGCCAAGGUCCCUCGGCCCCCCAGCACCCUGCUGCUGACCCAGGAGGAGCAGGGCGAGCUGGAACCCCUCAAAGGCAACUUUGACUGGGAGGCCAUCUUCGACGCCGGCACACUGGGCGGGGAGCUGGGUGCCCUGGAGGGCCUGGAGCUGAGCCCACCGCUGAGCCCCGCCUCGCAUGGGGAUGUGGACCUCACUGUCCACGGCCGCCACAUCGACUGCCCCACAACCUGGGGGCCUCCAGUGGAGCAGGCUGCUGACAGCCUGGACUUUGACGAGACCUUCCUGGCCACGUCCUUCCUGCAGCACCCCUGGGACGAGAGUGGCAGUGGCUGCCUGCCUCCGGAGCCCCUCUUUGAGGCUGGGGACGCCACUCUGGCCGCUGACCUGCAGGACUGGGCUAGCGUGGGCGCCUUCUUGUAAGAGGCCAGGCCCCACCCCACCUCCGGACAAUGCCCAAGUCAGGGCCCAAAACUGCCCCCCCAGUACAGGCCUACGGACACCCCAUCGCCCAGGCAGGGGCUGGGCCAGGUCUCCCAAGGCUGGCCCCAUGAGGCCACACCGCCACCAGCCCCGGCUGCCCUCAGAUUCAAGCCCAGGAGGCUGAGAACUGGGGGCCCAGGACCAGAAUUGCUGCCUCCCCUGCCAGCUCCCUUGCACACACAGUGUUUCAUUGAUCCGCCUCUCCCCUGCCCCAGGAACUGGGGCCCUGCACCCUGAGAGCUGAGGCCUGGAAGGGCCUGGCCAGGCUGGGGAGGAACAGAGAGGCCCUUCCCCAGAGCACCUCAGCUUCCCUCCUGCUUCCCCAGGUCUCUAUCCAGAGAAAGUUCCCCGGUACAACAAAUGCUAAUUAGGUGACAGCAAAUUAACCCCUGGAGGCCUUUCCUGGCAGAGCCUCCCCGGGGCCUGGCAGGCAGAGGCUGGCUGGGAGAGGGGGUGCAGAGCAAGGAGACAGAAAUGGGGGGGAUGCAGCAUGGGGCAUGGAAAUCUUCCCCAAGGCCUCUGGAGUCUUGGCCUGGACCCAUCCCUAGGGCAGAUGUAAAUCCCUAAUCUUUGAGCCCAACUUGAGACUGAGAGCAGCAGGAAGUUGGGGUUCUGGGGCGCUGGGGGCAGCCGAGCUGCGGGGAGGCGGGGAACAGACAGACUAAUGUAGUGAGAGUAGCUGUAGCUAAGGCUUAACUGGGAGGGGCGCCGAGCUUGCUGGAACCAUUGGGACCAGGAAGGGGGGAGCCCCGCGCCCCUGCCUGCUCUUGUGGGGGGGGUGUGCCUCGCUCCAUCCUGACCUCCUGGGCGGCGUCCCACAUCCACCCUCCUGCCCCGUGGGGCAAUUUAACCUUUUUCAUGGAACGUUAUUUACAAUAAAAAAUUUUUAAAAAUAAAAUUUUUAAAAAUCU